Molecule: messenger RNA, 243 nt
Organism: Clunio marinus
Lineage: Eukaryota; Metazoa; Arthropoda; Insecta; Diptera; Chironomidae
Source: the annotation of a GenBank genome assembly
AUGCAGAUGAGCAAUGAAAUUAACAUAACAGAAGGGAAUGAUUUCCUCUACAAACACCAAUUUAGAGAACAAAAGUUUUAUCUGCUUUUUCGUGUUGAUGUUACCGCAUUAGCCUCCGGAUGGAAAUGGUACGGCAAUUUAUCAAAACGAUCAACUCUACUUAUGAGCAGCACGUUUAUGAACGGGGACGAUACUAUGGGAAAGCGUAAAAUAAUUAAUUACGUAGCAAGUGAGAACACUUAA